Drosophila willistoni is the source of this 1711-nucleotide messenger RNA. RefSeq names its product trypsin-2. The transcript is spliced from 3 exons. Gene Ontology annotation, molecular function: serine-type endopeptidase activity. The record is from RefSeq and is a predicted model, not a curated record. NCBI's taxonomy places the organism in Eukaryota, Metazoa, Arthropoda, Insecta, Diptera, Drosophilidae. Gene Ontology annotation, biological process: proteolysis. Bases 60 to 1118 code for a protein of 352 amino acids.
AUUCAAUCAUUGGUUUUGAAUAAAAUCACAUCAAAUAAAUAUAUUAUGUUCAAUCGAGAAUGUAUUCAUCUAAAUUUUUUGUAAGCAUCCUUUUAUUAUUGCAAUUUAGCAUUAAAUGGAACAAUGCAAACACCGACAAUCGAACAGACGAUAAGGCCUACGACGUUGACACGGAUGCAAAGGAUAUGCCUUUGGUGAAAUUGAUCCCAUUGAACAGCACGUUCAUAACGGACUACAGGUCAUUAGAACGAAGGCGAGGCAAGCAAAAUGCCACAGAGGAUGAUGACUUUGAGUUUCUCAUUACUGGCGGUUAUAGGCCACAAACUAAUCUCUUGGUUAGAUAUGCGGUAUCCUUGCGCAGCAAACGGGAGUUUAUGUUCUUUGGUGAUGAUCACUUUUGCGGUGGUGCCAUCAUCUCACUAAAGCUCAUACUUACAGCGGCCCAUUGUAUAGUUAAGCUGAAGACUGGCAGCACAAAAAAAAGAGCUCAUGAUAUAAGAGUUGUGGCCGGAACGGAACGUCGUCUUGUGCGUACUGACAAUACUCAGAUAUUGGCUGUGGAGAAGGUUAUACCGCAUUCAAAGUACACUUCAUCUAAAGUCGCAAAUGAUAUUGGCAUUUUAAAGCUAAAGGAUGAAAUAAAACUUAACGAGGGAUUUGUGGCCAUUAUACCAAUGGCAGAUACUCCACCAAAACCUGGCACAAAGUGCACUAUUGUUGGUUGGGGUUCAAUUAUAGAGAGCGGUCCUGCGCCCGAUGCAGUUCUCAAUGCCGAUGUGACGAUUAGAGAUGAAGCGGAUUGCACGGAUGUGGUGCCGCCACUCCCGAAGGGCACUAUAUGUGCCAAUAAUCAAAAUGAUUAUGAGAUUGAUAGCUGUCAGGGUGAUUCUGGAGGUCCAAUGUUCUGCAAUAACAAACUUGUGGGCCUUGUCUCAUACGGCAGUGGCUGCGGUCGACCCGGUCAGAUGGGCGUUUACUCCGACGUUUAUUAUCAUCGCGACUGGAUUUUAGGGAAUUCAGCAUCUUCUAUACGGCGAUCCAGUUCGACAAUAGCCAUCGAUACGCUAAUGUUGUUGCAUUUAACACUUAUUAAGCUGGCAAUCAAUGUAGUAGUAUAGUUAACACUUUUUCAAAAGAAACAAGCCAGCAAACUUGGCCGUAGGCUAUCAGCAAGCAGCAAAUAGCAACCAAAAAAAAAGUUAGCAUUCAACAGGUGUCUGCAACUGACACAACCAAAUUGACUGAAACCGAGGACCAGCUCGUGGUGGGUGAACCGACCCACCCAUCGGCUGAAAGAGACGCUGUCAGCAACUGGGCAUGGCCAACUGGUGGGCAAAAUGCGGUGGCCAGCCGCACGCACACAUCGGCCAUUGGACAAUACGCUACGUUGCAAUGUGCAACGGUUUAUGGUUGCCGUUACUGGUCCUGUUUAUGACAGCAAUUAUCGCAUCACCUGCUGCCUUGCAUCCCCAACCUUCCAUUAGAUUCAUUCUACGUCACGGUCAUGGUUAAUUCUACUUAUCUGUUCCCACUCCCCGUUGAUUAGUCCAAUUAGGCUGUCGCCUAAUGUGUUGUUGUUGUUGUUGUUCCCACAUCCGAAAAUGCACAACUCUUAGCUUAAUGCCAUUUAAUCUUUUAUCACACCCUCUUGUAUUUCUUACUUUGACUUGUUUCGAUUCCAAGGAUUAAAAAUACUCGCCUGUGAAAUUUU